GAGGCGCAGUCACGCGCAACGGCAGGCACCGCCUCUCCCUACCUUCCCCGUCGGCGAGUUCCGCUUCCGCCGCAAGAAACGGGAGCUGCCCUUGCCCUCGCUGUAAGUUUUCCAACCCCCUCGUCCCUAUCCAACCUAGACCCCACCGCUCUCCCUAGUUCCCAUCCUAUCCAUCCCUCACCCCACCGGCCGCAGGCCCACCGCCUCCGCGCCGCCACCUCACCGGAGUCUAUCGCCUGCCGCCCAGCCCGCACCACCACAGCCCGCCGCCUACUCGCCUCGCCCACCUGGUCUCCUCGCGGCACCCCGACGCGGCCGUAGAAAGCAGUGGGGGCGUGAGAGAGGGAGCCACCGCUGGUUUCCUUCGGUGCAACCCUCGUGACCUCCUCCCGCUUCUACCUCGCCUGGUCGCUCGCAGUGGGGAUCUAGAGAGACCCAACUCCCCCCGGUUAUUCUCUACCACUGAGAGUUAAAAAUGGAGGGAGGUCUGUAAAUCUUGUAUCAUAUUAGGGUUUGUUUUUCUAUUUCUUCCCAUUUGUUCUGGACUUCUGGUGGUCUUCAAGCCUUCCAUGGCUUCUCCACGAGAGUCCAAAUCCAUGUGCUUGAAGCGCAAACUUGUGGAAGAUCGCCUGUCGAAAGAGUGCAAAUCUCGUCGCGUCAAAGCAGAGAAUGGCCCCUCAUUUGAUUCAUCUGCCAAGCGAUGCAACUGCUGCUGCAUACGACCUAACCUUGCCAAUGAUUGUGUCAAUUUCCUGAAGAGUGGAGUCCCAAACCGUAUCAUGUAUUACAAACAAGGUUCCUGGCAUAAUUUUCCUGAGCAAAUAAUGAAGUUCCUGAUUGAAGAAUUCAGUGGCAAUAAAUCAAGUGUUGUUUCUGUGUUGGAUGAUGAGCCUAUUCUAAUUGAUUUCUUGUCAAUGACCAUGGUCAACCUAAAAUCCAGAAAGCAGCGAUCUGUUGCUUGGAUCGAUGAUACUAGCAAAUGUUUUUCUCCUUCUCUCUUCUUUGAUGAGGAAUCUAAUGGUAUGGUCAAAGGUGAUGCUGCUAAUGUCCAGGGAACUGCACAGGGAAUUAUGUUGGAUAAGGCUGUGAAUUCUCCACCUGAAGUGGUGAAGCAAGUUGUCGUUGAAUCUAGCCAGAAACCUUCCGUUGCAGAUAUAUUACGCAAGAAGAUCAUAUAUGUGGAAAGAGGAAGCAAAGAUUUUCUAUUUGUCCAGGACCUUUUCCUCUCUGGUAUGGGCCCAUUUGCAAAACCAGACAAUCUACUUCAUGCCUACCGCUACUCUCCGAAUGAUAUAACUGCACAGUGUAGACUUCAAGCUUUUGAAAAACAGAUAAUGUCCACCAAAGAAGAACGUGGCGAUGCAAAUGUAAGAUAUGGAUGGCUAGGAUCAAGGAAGAAUGACAUAGUCAGGAUUCUAAUUAAUGGUUUGGGUACCACUGGAAAACCUGCUGAUAAAUCAGAUUUAAGUUCUGGUGUUUAUCUUUCACCAGAAGACCGAACAUUUACCAGUGUCGGUCUUUGUGAUGUUGACGAAAAAGGCGUGCAGCAUGUAUUGCUGUGCCAAGUGAUAUUGGGAAACAUGGAAGCUGUGGAGCCUGGAUCACAGGAGUUUUUUCCAAGCAGCGACGUAUAUGAUUCUGGUGUCGAUGAUUGCCUGAACCCAAAGUGUUACGUGAUGUGGCCAUCACACCUAAGCACUCACAUGCGUCUAGAAUAUCUUGUUAGUUUCAAGCUUGCCCCGGAUGUUCGAAGUUAUUUACUUCACUUGAAAGGCUUAUGGUUUCGCCCAUCUCCAAAGGAAGUUGCAGUGGAUAUUUCUACUCUUCAACCUGCUCCGUGCGAAAUAGGUGAAGCACCAACUACCCCAUGGAUAUCAUUCAAAGUCCUGUUUGGAUUAGUUCAAGACAAUAUAUCAUCCAUAGCAAGGGAACUGCUCUUCCAUCACUAUGAAGAGUUUAAGGAAAGUAAAAUAACUCGUGAAGAAAUGGUGAAGAAGAUGAUGAUAAUAGUUGGACAGAAAAUACUUCUGGAAGCUCUGGAUAAACUUCAUUACUGUCCAUCAUUAUGGUACAAGUCUUCUGUUAAAGCUGUGCCUAGUGAUCCUGCAAGGAUGACAGCAGCAGAGCAGUUAUCCUUGGAUGGGACAAGCAGGGAUUGUUCAUUAACUCUUAGCGGCAACCAUUUUGAUUCAUAUGCACCAAAUGCUGUGGCUGAACAUUCCGCAGCUCUUAGCACCAAAGGAUGCAGUGCCCUUCCUACUGAUAUGGUGCCCAAAGGCCAUGACUGCCCAGCACAAAGUGCUGUGCCAAAAUUUUCUAGUUCUGCUGGUGCCAAAAGCCCAGGUUCUCAAGGGGUGGAACCCAAAUGCAGAGAUUCUCCUAGUAGACAAGUAAUGUCACUGGGAAACUCUGCAACCCGAUGUGCCAGGUAUCAAGAUCCUAUUGUAACAAGAAUGCCACCUAUAAGUCGCGAUGGCCUUUUGAGGAUGACUUCUGGAAUAUCUGCGUCUCCUGGUAUGGAAGUUUGCAAUUCUGUUGCACCAACCACAGGGCUUCCUGGUUGUGCUUCUUUAGCACGAAUUAAUACUUCAAAGAGCCAUGGGAUUAUGGCUCCAGGUUUUGCUCCUAGUCCUAAGGGCUGUGAAUCUGUUGUGCCAAGCUUGGCACUUGGAAACUCAAAAGGUGUAGGUGCCAAAUGCCUCAAUUCUGCACCGGUGACACCUGGAGGUCAGGAAUUUCUUUCACUGAGCAUUGCAUCACAAAACCCCGUGCCUUGUUCAGUGAAAGGCCCAGAUGGUUCAGCAUUGGCUGCCAGACCUCCACCCUAUGCACCAGGGCGUGGACAUUCCCCAUCUGUGAGCCCUGGGGUCCAUGAUUCCCUCACACUGAGUAUAACAGCAAAAGGCCACAGUCCAUCUGCAUCGAGAGCAGAGCCAAAGCUCUAUGAUUCUCCAACAGCUGCUCCAAUGCCAGAAAGCCAUGGCUCUCAGGACAUGGAUGUGGACAACAAGGUUCAUAAUGCUCCCCCACCAAUAACUGGGGAGCCGAAAGACCAGGCUGCACAGAAUAAGCUACCCGGGUCAGGCCUUGAAGCUAGCAGCGUUCGUGCAGCGGAUACCCUCAUCGCCCUAUCAACUCCGCGAGAGAAGGGCGAGCACUAGAGUAUGCGUCUCUAGUUCUGUACAUGUUUUGGAACUGGUGAAAAGUCACCCCCUCCGUCGACUCUGAAGUCUGAACAUAAAUGGUUUCUAGUCCGUGGUAGCAAACUGUUGUCGACAAUGUC
Setaria italica (foxtail millet) is the source of this 3283-nucleotide messenger RNA. RefSeq lists its product as uncharacterized. NCBI's taxonomy places the organism in Eukaryota, Viridiplantae, Streptophyta, Magnoliopsida, Poales, Poaceae. The coding region runs from base 570 to 3161 and encodes 863 amino acids. The record is from RefSeq and is a predicted model, not a curated record. Gene Ontology annotation, molecular function: NAD+ poly-ADP-ribosyltransferase activity. The transcript is spliced from 9 exons.